AUGAAGACCUUUAUCCCUGCCGUCUCUGCCAUCGCAGCCCUCACUGCCAUGGUCGAUUUCUGCCCUGCUCCUCCCGCAGCCGUCCUCGAGCCCAUCCUGAUGGGUGUCCUGGGCUCAACCUGGGGAGGAGUCACUGGCGGUGUCAUCAACAAAAUCCACAACGAGAGUAAGCGUGACUUUGUCAAAUACACCAUUCGCGCUGACGACCCCUUCGCCAACCUCCCCCAACCCGCCGGAAACCAGUGCAAGGAACAAUUGCACGGCGUGACUGUCAAAUUCUCGCCCAGUGGAAAGGGGGCGUUCCGCAUUGACAACGUCCCCUCUUCCUGCAUGACUCUGUCGAAUGUUAUUCUCGGGGACGGAACGGAUCCGAACCAGCCGCGUCCUACGCCUCUUGGCUCUGACGCUUUGAGCUACAAUGGGGUUUCGGAUGAUGAUUUGAAUCGUCUUCAGGCUAUUUUUGAUGGUAAUUAGAUAUUAUAUGGAUAGGGGAUUGGAUGUUGUACGUAUGGGGUCUGUGAGGUGGAUGUAUUGGUAGUGCUUAGUUAGCUUCCGG
Molecule: messenger RNA, 556 nt
Organism: Aspergillus wentii DTO 134E9
Lineage: Eukaryota; Fungi; Ascomycota; Eurotiomycetes; Eurotiales; Aspergillaceae
Exons: 3
Coding region: 1-474 (157 amino acids)
Source: RefSeq, a predicted model, not a curated record